Messenger RNA from Eucalyptus grandis, 1669 nucleotides. Its product is annotated as MADS-box protein AGL42. The record is from RefSeq and is a predicted model, not a curated record. Gene Ontology annotation, molecular function: DNA-binding transcription factor activity, RNA polymerase II-specific; RNA polymerase II cis-regulatory region sequence-specific DNA binding; protein dimerization activity. Gene Ontology annotation, cellular component: nucleus. Gene Ontology annotation, biological process: positive regulation of transcription by RNA polymerase II. The transcript has 8 exons. Bases 668 to 1297 code for a protein of 209 amino acids. NCBI's taxonomy places the organism in Eukaryota, Viridiplantae, Streptophyta, Magnoliopsida, Myrtales, Myrtaceae.
UCCUCUCUGUCUCUCUGUCUCUCUCUGUAUCUAUCUUUACUCUCUUUUCCUUAAUUUUACCAAAACAAGAUAAUCCAUCUUCCUCUUUGAAUCUUCAUUACCAAAUAAACCAUGCCGUUUCCGUUGAACUUGAAUGUUUUGCUUUCCUCCUUAUUUCUUUCCUCUUUCGUUUGUAUUUCCUUUUUAUGGGUCACACCAUAUUUGCCCUGAGUAGAAGAUCGUUGAAUUUGGAAUAAUAAGCACUUUUUUUUCUUUUUAUGUUUGUGGCCACAAAAUAAAUAGAGAGAUCCAUCAACUGCUAAUGUCUCCUUUGCUUUCAUCCCAGUUUUCUUGUUUUUGUCUUCGCCCUCUCAUCCCUCUUUAGGGUUUCUGAAUUUAUUGUGGUUCAUUUUUCUGACAUAGAGUAGAAAAGCUUCCCCCUUUAAUACGCUGGGCGUAUCUAUAAUUCUCCGACCUUUGAUUUUGUGAAAAUUUUAUCCUGUGGUUUUUGACCUAUGUUCGAAUGAUGAUGUAGUCCACGUCCGUUCGGGGAAAAAAAGAGAGUACUUUCUCUUGCAGUGUUUGUAGCUUCUCAAGUACUCCAGUCUAAAGUCCAGACGACAGGAGGGAAAAAAAUAUAGAUCUUCAGCUGGUUGAAGCUGCACAAAGUCACUGGGAUAAUUCGAUCAUGGUGAGAGGCAAAAUUCAGAUGAGGCGAAUUGAGAACGUGACAAGCCGGCAAGUCACCUUCUCGAAGCGCCGGAACGGGCUACUGAAGAAAGCUUACGAGCUCUCGGUCCUCUGCGAUGCCGAAGUUGCCGUGAUCAUCUUUUCGCAGAAAGGAAGGCUUUACGAGUUCUCGAGCAAUUCUGAAAUCCGAAAGACGAUUGAUCGAUAUCGUGGAUCUACAAAUGAUGUGGAUACGUACCAGGCUAAUAUGGAACAACGUAUUCUGCAUCUGAAGCGAGAAACCAUGGAAAUGGAGAGGAAGAUUGAGCUUCUUGAAGUUUCUCUACAGAAGCUAUCAGGACAGUGUCUUGGAUCUUGCUCAAUUGACGAGAUCCAAGGGAUAGGGGAUCAGCUCGAGCGAAGUUUGAGCAGCAUUAGGAAAAGAAAGGUUCAAUUAUUUAACGAUCAGAGACAGCAGUUACAAGCGAAGGAGAGGUCUCUGAGAGAAGAGAAUGCAAAGCUUCUUGCAAAGUGUCUUGCAAAUCAUGGGCAAUCAACUGCUAAUCCGAGAGCAACAGCAAUACAUAGGCGGAGUAGCUGGAGUACAGAUGUUGAGACCGGGUUGUUCAUUGGAUUGCCAGAGAGUUAAAUCGGUUCGCCAUCACCCUAAUAAUACCUGUUCAAUAGAAUAAAAUAAGAAUUAUAGCAGCAUCACUCGGUGAAGUCUUUACUUAGUUGGAUUUCCCUUAGCACUGUCACGACAAAAUAUGAUGGGAUUCAUGGUAGUCAUUUCGAAAAUCCACGAGUAAGAAUAGCGAAGGCAAAUAAAUAUCAAAUUAGAAAUGAGUAAUGACAAGGACAUAUAUAGGAAGAUUCAAAGAAAUAAAGGAAUUAACUUGCCUGCACCUUGGGCUUCACAUUUGAAUUACAAUAUUGGUAGAGCAUAUUUUCGAACUGCUUGCGUAAAUUUCAACAUCAUUGGACACCUCUAAGGUUUUUAAUCUAUUUUAUUUUUUGGUCU